Molecule: messenger RNA, 3315 nt
Organism: Brassica rapa (field mustard)
Lineage: Eukaryota; Viridiplantae; Streptophyta; Magnoliopsida; Brassicales; Brassicaceae
Product: F-box/LRR-repeat protein At2g40920-like
Molecular function (GO): protein binding
Source: RefSeq, a predicted model, not a curated record
GUAUGAAACCUACUUCAUUAACAUCAUCACAACAUUGAUGUCUCAAGAUGCCACUAUCACUAAAAUUCCCCCAUGUUUUAAUGUGUCUUUUUCAGUAUCCUCAAUGGAAUACACACAAGGAGGAGGCGUGCCUCUCGUGUCAGUUCCAAGAAAUAAAUAGAUGCAAUCCAAUAUACCCAAACAAUAAAUAAAUCGAUUGUUGACCCAAAAACAACUAGACCAACUAGAUAUAACAUAUUCAAAUCAUAUGUCUAAUUAAAAUAAUAUAAUAUUAUUAAUGUAAAUUAUACAUAUAAAUUAUAAAUUGAUUUAAAACUAAAAGUAAAUAUCAAUUAAUUAUAAUAUUUUAACUUUAUAAUUAUUUAGUAUGGAUAAAAUGUCUUUUCACAUUUAGUUAAGUGUAGUUUUCAAAAUCUAAAAAAUAAAGUGUAGUUUUAAAAUUUGAAACUAUUAAUAGAUUAUUUAAAAAUUAUCCCUAAUAAUAACUAUUAAGUAUUGUUCUAUACUAGGUGAUUUUUCCGUGCUCAUGCACAGAUAUAAAUAUUUAUAAAGUAAAUACAUUAUAAUAAUUGAUUGCUAUUUAUUUUUAAUUUUAAAUUAAUUUAUAUUUUUUGUGCAUAAUUUUUCUUAUUACUAUUAUAUUACUUUAGUUAGACAUAUUAUUUUAGAUAUAUUAGAUCUACUCGUUUUUUUUACAGUUGAUUUAGUUAUCAUUUGGAUAUAUUCGAUUGCAUAUAGUUUUCUGAAUUCAACUACUAAAUAUUUAAUUCUAAAUAUAUUAAAAUUUUCAUUAAUUUUCUUAUGUGUAUUUAGGUUGAUUUUUAUUUUAAAUAUGUAAAUAUAUUUUAGGAAAAUUAUGUAUACCUUAAGAUAUAUUAUGAUUAAAAUAAAAUAAAAAAUAAACUAAAGUGUCUCCUUCCAAAUUACAUAAAUUAAUAUAACUAUAAUACUCUAAAGUCUCAUGCAUAUAUAUAAGUACAAAAUAAUUAACUCAUACAUUUUUGGAAGUUCAUGAACACAUAUCAAUAUUUACAAUAACUAAAAUAUUUUUUAAAUUCUAAAUAAUUUUAUGCCUUAGAUUUAAUGAAUGGUAAAUUGAAAUUUAUUUUAAAUAAUCUCAAAAUAAAAAUUCCGAUUUGCUUUGGUAUCUUGAUUAUAUAUUAAGUUCUAGAAACAUAAAAAUUUAAAAGAAAAUUAUAUUGAGAAAAUAUAUAAUUUUAAUAAUAAUAAAAUACAAUAUAUCUCUCUCGUUAAAGUAUAUAGGGUCUGACUGGUGACCAUUCGGGAAUCAAGAGGAACGAAUAAAAAAGGAAUGUACGGGAACAAAAUAUCAGGAACGAAAAGGAAUGGCUGUUCCUUAUCAAAUUUAACAAAGAAUCAUUUUGUUCUUAAAUUCUCUACAAAAAAAGGAAUGAAAGGGAAUGAGAAGGAAUUAUUAUUUCUUGUGAAUGGUGAUUUUUUUUAGGAACGUUAGGGAAUGCAUUAUUCCUCACCGUUCCCUCCGUUCCCUGGUCACCAUUCAUACCCAUAGUGUUAUGCUAUUUUAAAAUAUUAUAUAAUUAUUUGAUUUGAUUUGGUAUUCACAUUAUAUACAAAUAUAUAUUUUCAUAUAAGAAAAUAUAGAUAUAAAGAAACUAUUUUAUUACUUCAAAAUUAUAUUUUAUGUUAUUUACAAAUAUUUUUAAAUGGAAUCUUACCAUUUUCUGAACUUUCCCUUUUAAUGAAAUCAUAAUAUAUAUACAUAUAUUUUUGUUUUCAAAUUUGCUUUUUAAACUUUAUAAAUAUUUACUUUUUUAUUGUAUAUGUUAUUUGGAAAUUAUAAAAAGGAAACUAAAUUAAAAGUAAAUAAUAGUAUUUAAAUGUAAUAUUUUUAAUUCAUUAAUAAUCAACCAUCAGACUUAAAUUGAGCACUACAUAUAAGAAACUGACUAUAUAUAUGUGUUAAAACCCUAAACGGCCACUUUUUUCCUCUCCCUCUAUCUGUCGGAUUCAUAGGUUUCUUUAGCUGCUCUAUCACGUGGGUUUGUCUUUCCCUUUAUCGGUGAUCCAUCAUCCGAAGAGAAUGAUGAGAAGAAGACUGCAGCACAGGGAGAUUCCUAAUGAUGUGGUGAUGGAGGAGAUCCUUGCGAGACUGCCGGCAAAAUCUCUGAUGAGAUUCAAGUGUGUCUCAAAGCUUUGGUCAUCGCUUAUCAGCUCACGAUAUUUCAGCAACCGUUUUCUCACAGUCCCAACCAGACGUCCUCGGAUUUACAUGUGUUUGCAGAAUAACAAUGACUACCGUAACUCUGUAACACUAUCAUUGGCUCCAGACACUAGUUAUCCUAAUCGCUUUGUGGUUGACCACAAUCUGACCAGCCCUCGGGUGGGAGGCUACAUCUUACAAAAUCUUUGUGGCUUCAUGUGCUACUCCUUUAUGAGAAAGCCGAAGAUCUAUAACCCUGCCACCCGACAACUAGUCACCAUACCUGCCGCCAUCAAAUCCCAAAACAUCAUACCAGCUCCUCCAGAAGAAGAAGCCGCCAAAACAUGCAGUUACUAUUUUGGAUAUGACCCAGUUAUGGACCAGUAUAAUGUGCUCUGGUCAACUGGUGUCUACGUGAAACAUUUGGGAGAGAUAAGGUCAGAACAUCUGGUCUUUGUCCUAAAAGCUGGAGGAGAAGGUUCCUGGAAAAAGGCGUCUCCAACUGCACCAGACUUUCUUCCUCACAUUCCGGCCAAAAGAGGAAUGUGUAUUGAUGGGGUUAUAUAUUACAUGGGUUGGACUGAUAGCUAUAAUUUAGCGCUUGUGAGCUUCCACAUUAGAUCCGGAGACUUCAAAAUGAUCCAAGUACCUCGUAGGGACGGAGAUGAAGUGCUUCUAAGGAUGAAGAAUGUGAGUCUUAUAGAGUAUGGUGGCAAAGUAACUAUCAUUGACCAAACCAAUCUUAGGGAAAAGGGUAUGCUUGAUUUAUGGGCCGUGGAAGAUGCUGGGACCAAGAAGAGCUGGUCAAGGAAAACUAUGGUUUUGCAGUCUUCUCAGCUACAUUUGGUUAUUAAUAACAAAACUAUAUACAACAUGAAAGGUACAACUCACAAUAACAAGGUUUUCUUUAUACCAGAGGAUAUGUUUUCUCCCUUUCACAUUCUCUCUUAUGACCUUCCAAGCAAUGAUAUGACAAAGAUCGAAAUAAAAGGAAUACCGGACCACUGGUUUAGUAUUGAUAAAUCGACCAUUAAGGUGAUGUUGAUGGAUCAGAGUGAGAGUGUCGUGUACUUGGAGACUUGAAUUAGACGUUAUACUUUUACCUCUCUAAUGCUUUUUUGUUUUUGUUUUGU